AUGCCUGAGACCCCACCAAAGCCUGUAGCUGAGCCAAAGACUGCACCAGUGGAAGAAGCCGAGUCAGAAAAUGAUGAACCUGAAGCAUCACCUCCUGCAGUUCACCCUGAGGUGAACACACUAGUCAAGCCACCAGAGGUCAGGGUACCAUUCCCCCAAGUGCUGCAGAAGAAGAAGGAUGAUCAGUUCUCCAAAUUCUGGGAGAUCUUCAAGAAGGUGCAGAUUAACAUUCCGCUGAUUGAGGCACUGCAGCAAAUGCCUGGAUAUGUUAAGUUUCUCAAGGAGGCUGUCUCCAAAAAGAAGAAGUGGGAUCAUCAUGAGACCGUCAAUUUGACGGAAAACUGUAGUGCAAUUUUGCAAAGGAAGUUUCCGGCCAAGAUGCAUGAUCCGGGAAGCUUUACUAUUGAGUGCACUAUGGGAGAUCAUUUUGUGGAGAAUUCCUUGUGCGACCUUGGAGCCAGCAUUAACCUCAUGCCCUUGUUCUUUUAUAACAAGAUGAAGAUUGGCCAGUUGAAACCCAUAUCCAUCAACGCUGCAGAUGGCUGA
This is a messenger RNA of Salvia splendens (bonfire salvia), 546 nucleotides long. RefSeq lists its product as uncharacterized. The transcript has a single exon. NCBI's taxonomy places the organism in Eukaryota, Viridiplantae, Streptophyta, Magnoliopsida, Lamiales, Lamiaceae. Bases 1 to 546 code for a protein of 181 amino acids. The record is from RefSeq and is a predicted model, not a curated record.